Penaeus indicus is the source of this 2016-nucleotide messenger RNA. It is a transcript of the gene Fbxo42, whose product is annotated as F-box only protein 42-like. The transcript is spliced from 2 exons. Bases 95 to 1762 code for a protein of 555 amino acids. Gene Ontology annotation, molecular function: protein binding; ubiquitin-like ligase-substrate adaptor activity. The record is from RefSeq and is a predicted model, not a curated record. Lineage: Eukaryota; Metazoa; Arthropoda; Malacostraca; Decapoda; Penaeidae. Gene Ontology annotation, cellular component: SCF ubiquitin ligase complex.
UAGACUUCACUACCGUUGCAGAGUAUAAUAAAUAACAACAUAUAAAUGCAUGUUAAAUAUUUAUAAUUACUUACAGACUUAAACUUUUUUCAUCAUGGCUUGCGUUGAUGACCUCCCAGAAGAAAUUCUGGAGUAUAUAUUGUGUCUCAUAUCACCUUAUAAUGAUUUAAGAAAUUGUAGACAGGUGUGUCAGCGAUGGUAUACAUGUUGUCAAGGAGUUGUUGAAAAAAGGAAGUCUCGUUUCUUCUCUGCGCUUCGAGCUGGCUGUGUGGAAUGGUUUAGCCCAGUGUACCCAAGUCACAUCAUUCCCAUCAGCAGGAGAUACUCACACUCAGCAUGUGUGCAUGAAUCCUCCAUGUAUGUUUUUGGUGGAUGUACAUCAACGAAUACUACCUUCAAUGACUUAUGGCGGUUUGACUUGGGGUUACAUGAAUGGACUCGUCUGUUGACAACUGGCACUUAUCCUUCUCCAAAGGCCUAUGCUUCUAUGGUAACAUGGAACAAUUGUCUAGUGUUAUUUGGGGGUUGGACACACCCUUCCCUCUACCCACUACACCAGCAGUGGGUCUUGUUUAGUGAACUUCAUGUUUAUGAUAUUUUGGGUAAUCGUUGGACCCAGCUGUACUAUCCUGGAUCACCACCACCAACAGCUGGUCACUCUGCAUCUGUACAUGGUAGUGUGAUGGUUGUGUUUGGGGGCUUGCAGAAACAAGAGGGAACAUCUGCAAGUACUAAUGAUGUAUUUUGCUUGGACCUUGUAAGACAGUGUUGGUUUAAACCAGUUGUAUCUGAUCCCAUGCCAAAGCCUAGAUACGGUCAUUCACAAAUUAAGUUAAAUGAAAAGCACAUUCUCAUAUUAGCAGGAUGUGGAGGUUCUAAUAAACUGUACAAUGAUAUUUGGCUUCUAACAUUACCAGACAAUAUAUAUGAUCCAAGUGCUAAGUGGCAGUGGGAACAAAUUUCAGUAGAAGAGUCAGAGUUUAUGCCUUCACAGAUGUGGUACAAUCCUGCUUGUAAAGUUGGGAAUAGCAUAGUUGUAUUAUCAACCUGUGGAUCAAACAGCAACUAUGCAGGUGGCAAUAUGUCACAGCUUCUAGUACCAGGUUCAGUAAGGAGACAACCUGCCAAUGUAUGGGUUCCUCCAGCACAGCAGCCAGAAGUCCAGCCACAUGAGCAUCCUCCUCCAGAUCGCCAUCAGUUGGAACCAAAUGUGAAUGGUCAGCGUGGUUUUCUUAGGCCUGGUUUAAGGGCUGUAGACCAGGCAGAAUCAAGCAGUGAUGAGAGUGAUGAUAUCAAUCCACAAGGGGCUCCAGGUGGGCCAGGAGUACCAGGAAGAGGAAGGCCACGACCUUCCAUAAGGCCCAAUGCAUCCAGUGACAGAGAACGCCGUCUUCAAGUCUUGUCAAGGAUGAAGGAAAGACUUCGUGAAUUGUCGAGGCACCAGCAGGGGGAACAAAGUGCAGCAGCACCCGUGAAACCAGUUCCUGCUAGAAGUACAGUAAUUCCUCAUAUGUUGGACAUAGGUCAUGUUAUUACUACCAAGAGAGCAAAAUGGUGGCCAGUCAACCAAGGUGGAAUCCUCUCAACAAGCUCAGGCACACCACCUCAGCCAUCUCUCCUGUAUUCUCUAGUUCUUGGUCGAGGUCACCUUGUCAUGUUUGGUGGCAUUCCACAUGACCCCACUGGAGGACAGGGUCAGGAGACAGUUUCCAACUCUGUAAUAUUUGUGUCUGCUCCUUCCAGUUCUUUUAUUACUGCAUAAUUAGCUUUGACUAAAUGCUAAGUUCAAAUUCUUUGCUCUCUCAGAUGUUUAAAGCAGUUUGUUGCUUUAUGAUGGGUUUCAAAUAUUUCUUUAAAAAAGAAAGAGGUUACUUCUGUUGAUACUCCUUUAUCUUUACCAUAUUGACUGGUCUAUAAGAUACAUUUUUUGAAAAAGGAAAUACAUACCUACACCUAAGAUACCUGUUUAGUGAUUAAAGACCAAGUAACAAUAUUGUAUUAUUACACUAAUUUCAC